CUUCUAUACAGGGUUUUGUUAAAGAUGUACAUGAAGAUUCGGUCACGAUAUCCUUCGAGAACAACUGGCAGCCGGAACGGCAAAUUCCCUUCGGUGAUGUGCGGCUGCCCCCACCCACGGAUUACAGUAAGGAGAUCUCAGAAGGCGACGAGGUGGAGGUUUAUUCCCGAGCUAACGAGCAUGAGCCCUGUGGCUGGUGGCUGGCCAGAGUCCGUAUGAUGAAAGGAGAUUUUUAUGUCAUAGAAUAUGCUGCUUGCGAUGCCAUCUACAACGAAAUUGUCACCUUGGAGCGAUUGCGGCCUGUCAACCCCAGCAAAGUGGCCACCAAAUGCAGCUUUUUCAAAUUCACAGUUGCGGUACCAGAGGAUCUCAAGGAGGCCUGUUCAAAUGAAAAUGUGCACAAAGAAUUCAAGAAGGCAGUGGGUGCAAACUGUAUCUUCCUCAGUACCACUAGCAGCGAACUCAUCAUCCUUUCCACAAACGAGUCCACCGUCAAGAGGGCGUCUUUGCUGGGGGACAUGCAUCUGCGCAGCAUCCGAACAAAGCUUAUGCUGAUGUCCCGGAAUGAGGAGGCCAACAAACAUUUGGAGACGAGCAAGCAGUUGGCCUCAGCCUUCCAGGAGGAGUUCACAGUGCGUGAGGACCUGAUGGGCCUGGCAAUCGGCACCCAUGGCGCCAACAUCCAGCAGGCCCGCAAAGUGCUGGGAGUCACGGCCAUCGAGCUAGACGAAGAGACUUGCACCUUCCGCAUUUAUGGGGAGACCCCAGAAGCCUGCAAGCAGGCCAGGAGCUUCUUGGAAUUCUCAGAGGAUUCAGUCCAGGUCCCCCGGAAUCUGGUUGGAAAGGUGAUAGGCAAGAACGGGAAGGUCAUCCAGGAGAUUGUGGACAAAUCCGGCGUGGUCCGAGUGCGGGUGGAAGGUGACAACGACAAGAAGAAUCCCCGGGAGGAGGGGAUGGUCCCUUUCAUCUUCGUGGGGACGCGGGAGAACAUCAGCAAUGCCCAAGCGCUGCUGGAAUACCACCUCUCCUACCUCCAGGAGGUGGAACAGCUGCGCCUGGAAAGGCUGCAGAUAGACGAGCAAUUGCGGCAGAUCGGCCUGGGCUUCCGUCCCCUCUCCAGCCGCGCAGAGAAGGAACGGGGGGGCUACACCACGGAUGAGAGUACCUCCUCGUCCCUGCACAGCACCAGGACUUAUGGCGGCAGCUACGGCGGGCGUGGCCGUGGGCGCAGGGGACCCAAUUCUGGCUAUGCUACCAACUCUGAUGCAUCCAACGCCUCUGAGACGGAGUCAGAAAAGAGGGAUGACUAUGAGUGCCCACCCCCCAGCGAUCGUGACCCUCGCCUGGAGGACGGCCGGCGGCGGCCGGGGGUGGGGCGGGGCCGGGGCCCCGCUCCAGCACCUCGUGGAAGCAGCAGCAAGUACAACACCUCCUCCAUCAGCUCAGUAUUGAGAGACCCAGACAGCAACCCUUAUAGCCUGCUGGAGAACACCGAAACCGACCAGACCAUGGACACAGACGCUAGCGAGUCUCAGCCCCUCAGCAACCGCCGGCGCCGCUCGCGCCGACGUCGCACCGAUGAAGACACCACAAUGAUGGACGGGGCCUUGGACUCUGACAACACCUCUGUCAACGAGAACGGCGUGGAGGAGGAAUCGAAGCCGCAAAGACGCAAUCGAAGCAGACGCCGCCGUAAUCGUGGCAACCGUGUGGACAGCUCUAUCAGUCGGGACCGCCAGCCGGUCACCGUAGCAGAUUACAUAUCCCGGGCAGAGUCUCAGAGCCGUCAGGGCCCUGCCCGCAAGGAAAGCCAGGAGAAGGCAGCUGAAGGCAACCUGCCUAGGCAGAAGGGUGAGGCAAACAGCAAGAUGGUCAAUGGCCCUUCGGAGAACGGGGAGCACAGCGCUGCUGCCGGCGGCGAGGAGGAGGUGGCUGCCAUGGUCAACGGGGUGUCCUAAGUGCCCGCCAGGUGCCGCCAACCGAGCCCUCCUCUCCGCAAAACGAUCCCUACUUUUCACCUGCUUGCAACAUCUUAAGAGAAACGAAAUAAACACCACACCAAUCUUGUUUAAGAACAAAACCAUUAUUUAAAAAGAACAAAUCACCCACUCCCCAGGUAAUUAUCUAGUGCUCGUUAAAAGCUUGCCAAAGAUGGGAAACUCUUUUUACCACAGCUCUUAACACAUCCUGGUUAAGCUUCAGCGAUGGCAGCCGGACAGGGCAAUUCAAACCCCUCUUCAUUUUUUCUGCCUCUUGUUUGUCAGAGGGGGGGUCUGAUGCUACCUGAGCUCAUUAUCCCCCUCCUGAGAGGUGCUGGCAGGAGUGGGGGAAAUACUAUGACUUUCAUGCAUCUGUUUUUGGUGACUUAAACAGUUUUUUGUUUUGAAACAAAUGUGAGGAAAAAAAAUAACCGGCUAUUCAAACUGGGGAAAGAAGAGGGGAGAGCAACCUGUGCCUUCUGAUAAUGCAAACACACACACAGACACACACACACACACACACACACACACAAAAGCGGAGUGCUUUUUUUUUCCUUUCUUCUUCGACUAACCAAAAUCGAAGGCAAGGAUUCGGUCGCGUCUGGGAGAGCGAGCCCGCCCCGCACAGGGGGCUCGAGGGCUGCCUGGAUCAGGUCCUUGCUCCCCCCACGGGUCCAAGCUUAGGCGGGGGGAGGCAGCCCUGCCGGGCUAGGGAGGAAAGGGAAGGGCCUCCGGCGUGGCUUUUGGGCCCUGCAAACGUGUCUCUUUCCCUUUUCUUUCCUUUUCUUAAAACACUGUGGAAGACAACAGGAGGAAUGAUGGGCUUGGGACAAGCUGACGCAGCAGCCUCGCUCCUGGCCUGGCUGUCUUGAGUUUGUGUGUUUGUGCGUGGGGAAAGGGGGAAUUUGAUCUGUGACGGUUGAGACUAUUUAUUUUUCACUGUACAGUAUUUAAAAAGAGAAUAAAAAACCCAACUCUUGAAAGAAAAAACAACCAACCCCGAUUGCUUUCUGUCCUGCCUGCCGCGUUUCUGUCUGGUGAAAGUAGGGGAGUAGGGCAGGUUCCGCCGGGCGGGGGGGGUGAGGGCCUCUUAAAUGGCAUUUGCCUCCCGCUUACCUUGUCCUUAGCCAGGGCAGGGGGGAGGCCCUGAACCCCCAGCACCUCCAGCUAAAAUAGCCUGGUUACGGGCUGACUCUGCAUCUGGAACUGGCUGGGUGGGGAGGGAGGGAGGGGAAGGCGUGAUUAGGCAGUCAGAAAUUAAGUCUGCAAGGAGAAAUUGGGUAUUUUAGCCUGGAGAAAAGCAGAUUGGGGGGGGAAGAUGACUCCAUGCAUGGAAAGGGAGGUGUCACCUGAGAAGGUUGAGAACCACUUUUGUUCCUCAGGAGGGGUUUAAUUUAAGCAAAGUAUCAUUUCAAACUAGGAGCAGUUGGAUAGUGGGCAGGGGGGGGUUCCUUUCACUGGAGGUGUUAAGACAGGCUGGACAACCACCUUGGAGGAGUUGCUUGAGCAGGGCUUGGACUCCAUGGCCUCAAGGGCCUCCACCCAUCGUAGGCUUCCCUGGGAGGAAGGGGAAGCAGGAAGGGGAAGCAAGCUUUAUAUCAUUCUCACACGGGAGGGGGUCAACGUGGGAAUCCAUCUUCAGCUGCUAGGCUGCCCCCCUACAUUCCACUUUGCCCUAGUUGCAUCUCUUGGGAGCUGGAAGAGGCCACCUGCAGCGGGAAGAGGGAAUGGCCUCGAAGGACAGGAGGAAGAGCAGCAGUCAGACAAGCGCGGCUCGAGUCCUUUCCAAGAAAUUAAUCUGAGUCAAGGUCUUGCCCCCCCCAGCUCAGAGGAAGAUAAAGGGGGGGGGGAGCACAUUAAGCAAGAUUCUGUCACCUUGAGUCUCGGAGGACAUCACUCCAGAGGCAGGUGCUGCUGCAGAGAAGGCAUGCUCCUGGGGCCCAGACAGGGCAUUGCUUGAUCGAAGGAACCCGGAGCGUGCCAACCAUGCCAGAUUGGAUCAGUUGGGCAAAUGCCCUCAUCUUUGAGUCAUUUUGGGUAAGUAAACAGUAACUCUCUUCAGACGUAGAAGUUGGCCUGCCUCAGGUGACAUGGGGUUAUGGGGAGACACCUUUGCACUUGAGCCCUCUUUGCAAGGUCAAAAUAUGCACGUACUCUGUGCAUUUCUCAACUUGAUUUGGGGUUUCUGCAUGAAAGGCAAUCCAUUGCACCAGGUACAGUGCAUUCUAAUGGGAAAAGUUUGCCCGCUGCUUUAGCCGCGGAGGACCAGCCCACCAGCCAUCCAACGCAAGAGCUCUGAUUAGCUUCUCAGGGCCUGACUGGUGACCAGAGAGGAACAAGGGGGCUGGCGGCUUUGCGGGCUGGCAGACUGAGUCUGGGAUGACUUUCCUUGGAAGCCGCCUUCCCUUGUGAUCCGGCGGCCUCUGCAUGGGCCUUGGCAUGACACUGGAGCCCGGCACCUGCCUAGAAAUUCAGCAGGCCCCUGAGCAGCUUCAGCACCUCCUGGGUCCCACCCUCCACUCUUCCCCUCUCCUUCUCAGCUGCGUCUUCUGGAGCUCCAGCUGAUUCGGGUGAGAAGGAUCCCAACAUUGCUUUUCUGACUGGCUCCAGGCUGGAAAGGCACUCUGUGCAUGCUUGGUGGCCCCUGGAUUUGAAAAGUGCUGUUCCACGCCCUGCCCCUGCACGCUUGACCAGUCUCCCAGCUUUGAGCCCAGCUAACCAGUUUUAAGUUCUUGCUCCCAUUGAAUUUGGACCUGGCACAGCAAAGGGGACCUGAAACCCUCUCCUCGGUCUGCUCAGCAGGAAAGCUGGGCCAUCAGGUUUUUAAAUAACCGAAACUGGGUUGUGAAGCUUUCAGCUCAGUCCUACCAUAAUCCACAGAAAGUGAUGGUGUCUAUGCGUGUGCGUGCCUGUAGGGGUAUGUGCAAGGUUGUGCUCAUUUCAGGGGAGUUCCUGGCAUGGCCUCUAAAACUCUUAAGCAGGACCGCAGAGGAAAGCGAGGAAGACAUCAGGCCGGUGCCUGCAGCAAAGGCGGUGAUCCUAUCGUUGGUGAUCCUAUUGUUCGGAGGAGCUGUAUUUGAAUUUCAAGGAGGAGCGCCAGCACUGCUUCCCCCCUGGCUCCCUUUCCCCCUGUUCCCCUUCUCCAUGCCUGCCAGGGAUUUUAGGGAGGGUCUCCCCCCCCCUUUGCCCAAACUGCCACUGAGCGGAAGGAAGGAGGUUCCGGGCAAAAUCCUUCCCUAUUGUCUCCUGGAAUGGCUUCCAAGAGGGCAUUCAUCUCCACUGACCAGCUCUUCUCUCUGCCUGAUGUCCCUGCCGCUUGCCCGGAGGCCCAAGCGGAGGAGGGGAGGGAGCUGGCCCAGAGCCAACUUUUGCCUGC
Messenger RNA from Python bivittatus (Burmese python), 5355 nucleotides. The record is from RefSeq and is a predicted model, not a curated record. Lineage: Eukaryota; Metazoa; Chordata; Lepidosauria; Squamata; Pythonidae.